UUGGAUUCUGAUUUAUGUUUGGAUGCUAUUUGGAACUCUGAGAGUGUGCCUGUUGUUAACCAUGCCGGGCCAACCAUGUUCCCACAGGCUCUUUCUUCUCUAGAAUCGGUGAUGAUGAUGUACCCCUUCUUCUACAGACCCCAGAACACAACACUGGGCACCGGGUGGCUGACGGACAUUACUGAACAGUAUUACAAGCAGAUCGCAACUGAUACAGGGGCUUGGAGGCUGAGUUCCAUCAAUGCAGACUUUGGAGUCUGUCCCAGCUAUCCACCACUGGUGAUCGUCCCAGCAAGACUGGAUGAUGGAGUCCUUCAGAAGAGCGCCCGAUUUCGUCAGGGGAGGCGAUUCCCAGUUCUCAGCUACUAUCACAAAAAAAAUGGGACGGUGAUGCUUCGCAGCAGCCAGCCCCUCGUGGGGCCCAACCGGAAACGCUGCCAUGAGGAUGAGCUGCUCUUGACCACCGUCCUGGAGGGUGGGGAACGUGGCUUCAUCCUGGACACCAGGUCGCUGCAGACUGCAAAGCAGGCCCGGGUGAUGGGGGGCGGCCUGGAGCACCGAAGCUGCUACCACGGCUGGAAGAGGCUGCACCGAGCUCUAGAGAGGGGUCGCUCCCUCCAGGAAAGCUUCAUCAAGCUGGUAGAAGCCUGCAAUGACCCUUCUGCCCACAUGGACCGCUGGCUGAGCAGGCUGGAAGCCUCCAAAUGGCUGUCCCAUGUCAAGGAAGCCUUGAAUGCUGCCUGCCUGGCAGCCCAGUGCCUGGAAAGAGAGGAGGCUUGUGUCCUGGUGCAUGGAGCCGAAGGGAAGGAUGCCACCUUGUUGGUGACAGCUCUUGCCCAAGUUAUCCUGGAUCCAUCCUGCCGGACAUUGGCAGGGUUCCAAGGACUGCUGGAGCGGGAAUGGAUACAGGCCGGGCAUCCCUUCCAGCUCCGCUGCGCCCACUCCGCCUAUGCGCACGCCCGGCUCAAGCAGGAGGCGCCCACGUUUCUCCUUUUCCUUGAUUGCAUCUGGCAACUGGGGCGCCAGUUCCCCUUCUCACUGGCAUUCAAUGAGCAUCUCCUGCUGGCACUCUUUGAGCAUUGCUAUGCCUCACCCUGUGGCACGUUCUUGGGCAACAAUGAGAAAGAAAGGAGGUUGUGUGAAAUGAGGGAGAAGACUCAUUGCCUCUGGCCCUGGAUAAACCAUGGGGAGAAGUACCUGAACCCCCUUUACAUGUAUAACCCCCUGGUCAUCUGGCCCUCCGUUGAGCCACAGAGCUUGAUGCUCUGGAAAGGUUUAUUUCUCCGUUGGGUCCGUUCAUCAGAACAUCUUGAUGAAGCAUGGACAGAAAUUCGGCAAAUAACAACAAACAGCCAAACCUACUCACAAUUGCACAGAGCAACAUGAAAGUACACUGCAUCAUCCCCUUUUUAGAUGAAGUAAUCAAAGAAUUGGCUGGUCACCCCAAAAGAGGAAAGCUGAAAACAGAGGGAGAGUUGCUGACACAGAGCCUCCAAGGAGAGCAAACACUUUUAUCUGUGGCACUGUGAAUAUGUAGAUCUAUUUUCCAAGUCUAUUUUUAAAACUGUUACAAAUAAAAUACAGCUCUUUAAAAAAACAUUUUAGAUCUAGGAAAUGGAAGAUAUAAUCUUUUGGGUAACGAGAAAGCCAUCUGGAUGCUCAUACGUAGCACCCCCCCCCCCAACUUGGAGCCAAUAGCUGUAUUUGAACAAUAAAGCUGACAUGGCUAAGUUUUUUAAAUGUUAAUAUUAGUCAAGCUUCACCUGUGCUGGAUGGGGAAUUCUGCAAGUUGAAGUCUACCCUACCUAAAGUUGCCAAGGUUGAAAGAUGCUCCUCUAACCCAAUAAACUGAUCCAAUAAUUUCAAAUCACUGUAAACCUGGAAUAUGUUUAACUUGGGCUUUACUUAGCAAAACCAUCAAUAUGGAAACCCCUAAUGAUAACAAU
Messenger RNA from Thamnophis sirtalis, 1946 nucleotides. The record is from RefSeq and is a predicted model, not a curated record. Lineage: Eukaryota; Metazoa; Chordata; Lepidosauria; Squamata; Natricidae.